AUGUUUAUCUCUUUCACCUCUCUUUGCUGUGACCUUUCUCAAUAUACCUUUUCGUCUAUUCCACACUCGUUACUCUUAUCUCUCUCUCUCUCUCUCUCUCUCUCUCUCUCUCUAUGGUCCAUUUUUUUACUCACUCUCUGGUUACAUCUCUCUCUUGUCUACAAUUUUCUGUUUACUGAUUCACCCGUCUUCCAUCUCUCUCUUUAUCUCCCUCUAGCGGCCCAUAAGUCUUCUCUCUUUCCCGCUCUUCCUAAUGGCCUUUUCUCUUUCCAUGUCUUCUCUCUUUCACCUUCUAGUCACUCUCUCUCUCUUAUCUCGUUCCCCCUUUCUCUAGUGAUCUUUCUCUCUAAGAACUUUUUUUUUACAGAGAUCCAACCGUCUUCUCUCUUUCAUCCUUUAGCGACCCAAGAUCCACCCGUGGUCUCUCUCUCCCCCUCUCGUGACCCAGUAGUCUUAUCAUUCCGCCUCUCUCUAGUGACCUUUCACUCUAACGAUAUUUCUCCGUAUACAGAGAUCCACCCGUCUUCUCUCGCGCGCCUUCUAGCAACUCAGUACUCUUAUCUUUCCCCCUCUCUCUACCACAUAUUAUUCUUAUCUUUCCCCCUCUCUCUAGUAACCUUUCUCUCUAACGUUAUUUCUCUUUUUACAAAGAGCCACCCGUCUUCUAUUCAUCACCCUCUAACAACCCAGUACUCUUCUCUCUUUCCCACUCUCUGUAGUGACAUUUAUUGUUAA
This is a messenger RNA of Acanthosepion pharaonis, 735 nucleotides long. Lineage: Eukaryota; Metazoa; Mollusca; Cephalopoda; Sepiida; Sepiidae. The record is from the annotation of a GenBank genome assembly.